Messenger RNA from Coregonus sp. 'balchen', 4184 nucleotides. The record is from the annotation of a GenBank genome assembly. NCBI's taxonomy places the organism in Eukaryota, Metazoa, Chordata, Actinopteri, Salmoniformes, Salmonidae.
GCGCCAUCAUCAUCAUGGCAGACUUUGACCAUGACCAGCAGGAGCCUGCAGGACUAGAUGGCUUGCCAGCCAUGUACAGUAUCGUGAAGGGAGAGGUGGCUUCUGUACAGACCUACGGAGCCUUCAUCAAGAUUCCUGGCUACAGGAAGCAGGGUAGGCUUAAGGCAUCAGCAUGCUUCAGUUCGGCUGGCGCCUUGAACGAGUGUGCUUGCAUACUCCCUUAAAAGACCUUAGCUUGGAAAACGAGAAAAAAGCAGCAAUAGUACUGUUUGUCCAUUUUGAGACGCUGUAGCCAGUAUACUUCCUCAAAAUAGUCAGAAUUAAUCUAAUAUAACUCAAGAAAUCUUUAAUUAAUUUGGAGAUCUUAGUCUCGCAAUUUUACAUCUAAUUAAGAUGUUUGGUGCAUUAUUUCUCAAAGAAAAAAUGUGCAUGAAAACGAGUUGUCUCUUGUUGAAUGACAACAAAGACUUUAUUGAAGAAUCCCUACUGUUGCCCAAUCACUGACGAAGUGGCGUAGACUUUGGCUCCCGAACUUCGGCUGGCCUCGAGAGAGAAAAUGUGUGUGCCAAACAGCAUGAUAUAUGCACGAACUCUUCCGAAAUGUUUCGGCUGGGUAGCAUGCGGACACCUUUGGGCAUCUUUCACUUUACAAUGUCUUUGACUUUGUGAUCUCUUUGUGUUGCUUUGUGAUGUCUUUCUGUUUUAUAAUAUCUUUGUCUGUUUUGAGUAUUACGGUUUCUGCUGAGGCACUACUCUUACUCUUUCUCCUAAUUUUUUUCUACCUCUUCCCCUUCUCUCUAUCUCUCCCACUUUCUCUCUUCUCGCUGUCUCUCAGGGUUGGUCCAUAUCAGUGAGUUGUCAGCCUGUAGGGUUGAGAAUGUUGCAGAAGUCGUCGAUGUGGGAGAGCAGGUGUGGAUCAAGGUCAUCGGGAGAGAGGUAACACGCUGACACAUACACACAAACAAACUCCAUCUCUCCCUAAUGAACAAAUUAUUUUGAACAUGUCCUUACCUCUCCCUCCCUCCAUCUUUCUAAGAUGCGUGAUGACAAGGUUAAGCUCUCCUUCUCAAUGAAAGCUGUCAAUCAAGGAACAGGGAAAGACCUGGACCCCAACAAUGUCAUAGCAGAGUAUGUAUUUGUCUGGGUGCACUGAUACGAUGAUUGGCUAUUGCUGUUGUUUUCAAUUUUGUGUGUGUGUGUCUGCGCGCGCAUGUGUGUGCAGGCAGGAUGAGCGGAGGCGUAGACAGUUCAAAGAUGGUACAGGACGGAGGAUCACAUUGGAGGCUGUACUCAACACCACCUGUAAGAAGUGUGGCUGCAAAGGUACGACAUUACUGCAACAUAAACACCAGGGAUGGGGGGGUUAGAAAUAUUUUCGCUAUUCGAAUAGUAUCAUGAAUUUCUCGGAUAUUGAAAACUUGAGCGCUCUAUUGCUGCAGCUGUGAGCAGACGGAGGAAUAGGGAGAGACUCAAAGGCAACUCGGCUACAGCCAUGACUAGCUAACAUGUAGCAGCCACAAUGUUAUUUAUCAUCCCAUAUAACAGUGCCUGUCUUGACUGGAGUAGCCUAGAGAAGCUAGCUAGCUACGCUAAUUGAGGCCACAUGCUGCGCUUUCUCCCCAACCCCAUUCAGAUAAAACAGCCUACCUGUUGGUUGCUCAUUGUAGCCUACUCCUUCUCAUUUCGCUAACUUUUAAUUCCGUAAUUUUAUUCCAUCUUGCAUUGCAUUAGUGAAUUCUCACUCCACUUGCUACACAUUGAGCCGCUUUGAUUGGCCAACAUAAACAACAAGCUACACAGGUGAAGGCUGCCGGUCUGUUUAUGGGGCGUACAGUGCACAUCAUAACAACCACAUUGAAAAGUUUGUUUUAUUAAAUUAAUAAUUUGAAAUGUCCUUGUAUGUAACAAUGUCACACAGGUAUUUUAUCACAAAAAUGAAUAGUAUUCGAGUAGUAAUGUCUGUUUGGAUAUUCAAAUAACCGUUCAUAUUCCUAAUGAACACAUUCUUUCAAGACAAACGAAUUCAACUAAUCCUGAAGACCUUCAAUCAAUCCUUGAAUUAUGUGUGUUUGGAACUGGACUGGAAUAAAAGCCUCUACACACUGGCCGCUGUUGCUUACCUCCACCCUAAUGUAGCGUAUUAUGUUUCUCUCUAGCUCUCUCAUCUCGCUCUCACUCUCUCUCUCAGGUCUCUUUGCUAAGGACUGUUUAUCGCUCUCAGGUCUAUUUGCUAAGGACUGUUUAUCGCUCUCAGGUCUAUUUGCUAAGGACUGUUUAUCGCUCUCAGGUCUCUUUGCUAAGGACUGUUUAUCGCUCUCAGGUCUAUUUGCUAAGGACUGUUUAUCGCUCUCAGGUCUAUUUGCUAAGGACUGUUUAUCGCUCUCAGGUCUCUUUGCUAAGGACUGUUUAUCGCUCUCAGGUCUCUUUGCUAAGGACUGUUUAUCGCUCUCAGGUCUAUUUGCUAAGGACUGUUUCUAGCUCUCUCUCAGGUCACUUUGCUAAAGACUGUUUCUCUCUCUCUCUCUCUCAGGGCACUUUGCUAAGGACUGUUUCUCGGCCCCAGGGCUGCAGUAUGAUCUGAUACCUGAGGAGGGCGAUGAUGAGCCACAGCAGCUACAGAAAGAGCCUAUCAACCCCAACCUCAUCCCACUAGCAGUCCGCAAAACCCAACCUCCACAGGACUCACACAAGAAGAAGAAGAAGGAGAAAAAAGAGAAGAAGGUAAGGACCACAGAGUGAAAUAGAACACAAGGUUUUAUAUUCUCCAUGGUAAGGAUUGAUUGACGCCAGUGGUACGUGUCAAUAGUCUACAGGGUGUCUCUCUCUCAAUUCAAAGGGCUUUAUUGGCAUGGGAAACAUAUGUUUACAUUGCCAAAGCAAGUGAAAUAGAUAAUAAACACAAGUGAAAUAAACAAUCAAAUAUGAACAGUAAACAUUACACUCACAAGUUUCAAAGGAAAAUAUACAUUUCAAAUGUCAUAUUAUGGCUAUAUACAGCGUUACAUGCAAAUAGUAAUAUUACAUUUUAGUCAUUUAGCAGACGCUCUUAUCCAGAGCGACUUACAGUUAGUGAAUACAUUUUUUAUUUAAUUUUGUCAUACUGGUCCCCCGUGGGAAUCGAACCCACAACCCUGGCGUUGCAAUCGCCAUGCUCUAUCAACUGAGCUACAUCCCUGCCGGCCAUUCCCUCCCCUACCCUGGACAACGCUAGGCCAAUUGUGCGCUGCCCAUGAGUCUCCCGGUCGCGGCCGGCUGGAUCUCUAGUGGCACAGCUAGCACUGCGAUGCAGUGCCUUAGACCACUGCGCCACUCAGGAACCCAUAAUUAUGGGUUGUAUUUACAAUGGUGUUUGUUCUUCACUGGUUGCCCUUUUCUUGUGGCAACAGGUCACAAAUCUUGCUGCUGUGAUUGCACAGCAAUAUUUCACACAUUAGAUAUGGGAGUUUAUUGGAUUUGUUUUGGUUUCCUUUGUGGGUCUGUGUAAUCUAAGGGAAAUAUGUCUCUCUAGUAUGGUCAUACAUACAUACAUACAUACAUACAUACAUACAUACAUACAUACAUACAUACAUACAUACAUACAUACAUACGUACGUACAGGAAGUGCAGCUCAGUUGCCACCUCAGGUAGCUUAGUGGUUAAGAGCGUUGUGCCAGUAACCGAAAGGUCGCUGGUUCUAAUCCCCGAGCCGACUAGGUGAAAAAUCUGUCGAUGUGCCCUUGAGCAAGGCACUUAACCCUAAUUGCUCAUGUAAGUUGCUCUGGAUAAGAGCAUCUGCUAAAUGACUAAAAUGUAAAUGUAAAUUUUGUGGGCAGUGUGCACAUAUCCUGUUUUCUCUUGAGAGCCAGGUCUGCCUACGGCGGUCUGUCUCUCGUGUGAGGUAUUUAUCACUCCUGUAAAAUGUAACACUUGGGGUAACACCCCUUGGUGACCAUGAUUGUCUCUCUGUCCUGAGAGAAGUUACAUCAGUGACACAUUGCAGAAUAACCAACAUAUCUUCCAACAUUUUAAAUAGAUGAUUAAUGUAGUGAUACUGAUAUACAAUUCUAGCAGUGUGAUUCUUUCUUGUCUUUAAUUGUUUCUCUCUCCUCCCCUUUCCUCAGGAGAAGAAGGGGGAGAAGAAGAAGAAAAAGAAGAGGAAGAGAGAGAGGAAGGAGUCAGAUAGUGACAGCAGCAGCAGUGGACCC